Rana temporaria (common frog) is the source of this 2200-nucleotide messenger RNA. It is a transcript of the gene HOXA13, whose product is annotated as homeobox A13. The transcript has 2 exons. The coding region runs from base 79 to 969 and encodes 296 amino acids. Gene Ontology annotation, biological process: regulation of transcription by RNA polymerase II. NCBI's taxonomy places the organism in Eukaryota, Metazoa, Chordata, Amphibia, Anura, Ranidae. The record is from RefSeq and is a predicted model, not a curated record. Gene Ontology annotation, molecular function: RNA polymerase II cis-regulatory region sequence-specific DNA binding; DNA-binding transcription factor activity, RNA polymerase II-specific.
UCUGAGAGAUUUCCAAUGUGUUUUUUCAGUCUUUGGGGCUUUUAAAAAAGAGCCACUAGUCUCAAUGCUGGCCGGGCUAUGACAGCUUCAGUGCUCCUCCAUCCACGCUGGGCCGAGCCGGUGAUGUUCCUCUACGACAACGGCUUGGAUGAGAUCAAUAAGAACAUGGAAGGCUUUGCCGGGAGCAACUUCGCUGCCAACCAGUGCAGGAAUCUGAUGGGACACCCGGCUCCUCUGGCCCCCAGCAGUGCCUACCCGUCCAGUGAUGUGCCAGUGUCGGGCAUCGCGGAGCCUGUCAAGCAAUGCAGCCCGUGUUCCGCGGUGCAGAGCUCCUCCAGUGCCAGUCUGCCCUACGGCUACUUUGGCAGCGGAUAUUACCCGUGCAGGAUGACACACCACAAUGCCAUCAAGUCCUGCAACCAACCCUCCACCUUUGCAGACAAAUACAUGGACACCUCAGUCUCUGGCGGAGAAGAUUUCCCCUCCAGAGCCAAGGAGUUUGCUUUUUACCAGGGAUAUGCCACAGGACCUUACCAGCCGGUGCCCGGCUAUCUGGAUGUGCCUGUGGUGUCCACUAUUGGGGCGCCAGGGGAGCCUAGGCAUGAACCCCUACUGCCCAUGGAGAGCUACCAGCCCUGGGCCAUCACAAAUGGAUGGAAUGGGCAGGUCUACUGUGCCAAGGAUCAAGGCCAGCCUGCCCACCUCUGGAAAUCCACUUUACCGGACGUAGUUUCCCAUCCUUCAGACGCUAAUAACUACAGACGAGGCAGGAAGAAGCGUGUCCCAUAUACUAAAGUCCAACUGAAAGAACUAGAAAGGGAAUAUGCUACCAAUAAAUUCAUCACUAAGGACAAAAGAAGGAGAAUAUCUGCAACCACCAACCUGUCGGAAAGGCAGGUCACUAUCUGGUUCCAGAACAGAAGAGUCAAAGAGAAGAAAGUCAUCAAUAAAUUGAAGACCACCAGUUAAUAAUGGUCGGAUUACAUUUGGGAAGUGAGCAGGUUCUGACGUUUGGAACUCAUCUAUUCUGCCCCCCAAAUCACCAGGUCAUCUCCAGGUCCUCUGAAUAUGGUUCUAAAAAACGAUUGAUUGGGGGGAGGGUCAGGGAGAAAUAUUGCAAUGUAAUUAUUUUGUCAAGGCCAGGACUCACAUCUUGAUGGAGGUUAAACAGCGCUAAAGCGACUUGUGGAAUUGUUGUAAACACCCCCAAAAAAAAGGAAAAAAAAAAGAAAGAAAAAUGGAUCUCGAUGAAGCAUAAUAUGAAUUUUGAUUGCAAAGAAAGACAUGUAGCCUUUUAAUCAAGAAUCCUUUUAAAUCGAGAAUAUCAGUCUUAUAAUUGCGCGUUGAACCUUGAAACAAGACUGCAUGUUGAGUGACUGCUCAGGUAACUUAUAGAUGUAUCUUUUACUGUAUGCUUACACUAUACAUUCUGAUAUAAGAGGAGUGUCAUAUGUCAUUGAAGAAUUGUACAGAUUUUUUUUUUUGGGGGGGGGGGGGGGCAGUGGAUAUACAUUCAUGAUUUUAAUGUGUAGGGAUUAGGAUUAGGAGAAGGCAGUGUUUUCUAUGUUGCUUCAUCCUAAGGAACUGAUGUGUUCACGUACAGCUCACGAUUUUACAUUAGUGAAAUAUUUAAAUUGCAAAACAAAUAGCAAAUCAACCGGUUUUUACCUGUACAGAAUUGGGAAUUGACAAAUGGACUUAUAAACGAAGCAAUCCGGUUGUGUAUAUAGAUAUGCCUUUAUAAAAUAAUACUGAAAAAAAAAUCAUCGUAAAAUAUUUAAAAGUGAAGUUUGGUAUAAAUUAUCAAUUUUUUUUUAAAUUUUUAUUUUCUGUAUGGUUUGUAUUCGGCCGCAAUAGAAAAUGGUAGCCAAUAAUUUCAGCACUUUUAACGUAAUCAUUUAUUUGAACAUUUGUUUCUUCUUUACUCACUCGAAAUAUUAUCAUGUAAAUAAUAAAUUAGCGCACUGUGAACAUUAUUCGUGCACCAUGAAUUUUAUUUUGCCUGAUAAAAAUGUACAUUGGUAUUAUAGUAAACAUAUAGAUAACUGUGAAUAAGCUGAAUUUUGUAUUGUGUGAAACAGCAGAGAGGUACAACAUUAAUUACUGUGCUAGAUAACCAAUUGAUCAAUAACUUAGUUUAGUUAGUUGCCAAAAAAAAAUUAUAUCAGGUAAAUAAAUUAAAUAUGUAUAUAUCAUCGCA